GUAGGUUACUAGUAUUUGAUCAUAGGUGUCUUCGAAGCAUUGCUCGUAUUUCCUGGGACCAUCGAGUAAGUAACACAGUUGUUAGGAAACGGGUACUAGGUAAGGAUGGCAAAUCAAUUGAUGAAGUAGUGAAACUUUAUCAGUUGAGAUGGCUGGGACACGUGUUACGUAUGCCCAACGACCGACUGCCUCGACGUGCUAUGUUCAGUGGUAUAGGAGUAGGUUGGAAGAAAGCUAGAGGCGGCCAAACCAAAACAUGGCACAAUUCCAUGAAGUCACUGACAAGUGAACUGAGUCAUGUCGGUAGGUGUAGACUACCUGGUUGGGGACCGCGAGAUGACAGCAACCGAUGGUUAGAGACCCUGAAUGACAUGGCUCAAAAUCGUUUGCAAUGGCGCAGGUGCAUCCACUCUCUGUGUUCCCCCAAAUUCUAAUCUUCUGAAUUCUUCAUGUCCCUUUUUUCCUCUUUCCAAAUUUCUUUCACUGGAUUAUACUCUUUAAAUAACAUCUCCAAACCCUAAUCUUCCCGAUUACUGAUUAUACUCUUAUUACCUCUACCACUACGGGAUUUGAAUCGACAAGUGCAUCUCUGUGCUAAUGUGGUGUGGCAACUCGAACUGAUGUACGUACGUACGAAGUUCUACGUUGUUACUGACUGAGCAACCGAUGGUUAGAGACCCUGAAUGACAUGACUCAAAAUCGUUUGCAAUGGCGCAGGUGCAUACACUCUAUUGUGUUCUCCCAAAUUUUGAUCUCCUUAUUCCUCUUUUUCUCUUCCCAAAAUUAUUUCACUGUAUUAUACUCUUUAAGUAACAUCUCCAAACACUAAUUUUCCCGACUACUGCUUAUACCCUUAUUACCUCUACCACUACGGGAUUUGAAUCGACAAGUGCAUCUCUGUGCUAAUGUGGUGUGGCAACUCGAACUGAUGUACGUACGUACGAAGUUCUACGUUGUUGCUGACUGACUGACUGAAAGUGGGUUUAUCACGUUUUGUAUCGACAGAAGACAAAAUCCCCACAAACUAAAGUUGGUGAAUCGAACUUCGCAAUGUACACUGAAAUGCAUUAUCCUGGAUAUCAUUCUCGGUAAAUUACUCCUCACAUUUUCUUUCAUAAACAGACUACACCAAUAAUGACUGUUUCCGGGUCAACUUACAUUUUCUGAAGUUUUUGGGAUAUCAACUUUAUUGUUAGCUUACACGGAGUUCAUUUUCAAACGUGAUUGUUCACAAAACCAGUUCUCGUGGUAAUAAAGUGUUCGCUCGCCGGAUCAAAGGUCCUGGACUUGAUCCUUUGUGGUGUGCUCGUAGACCUGCCAAUGCCGCGGACUUCAUAUUACGACAAAACAGCUGUCCAGUGCCUACUAGUUUCCAAUAAUGGUUUAACUAAGAUCAAUUUGUGACAUAAAAAUACAUGAUUAAAGGAAGUGCAACAAAAGGCUUGAAAUAUAUUCAAAAUUAUGUGUACGACUGUGUAUUUCAUUCUGGCUGGUAAACUAAGUACUACUACACGUUCCCUACCAAUCAUGUUGAUCUUAAAAUCCACAUACUUGUAUUCAGUCUUCAAACAAAUAAUCACUAAUUGCGCGGUGUAAUAGGUUAUCUUUUGUGAUUGAAAUUGUCUGAGAUUAUUUUGUCUCAACAGGUUGAAGUAUGGAACUAUUAAAUCUAUUAGUGAGCAUUAACUAUAUUGAGUCACUAUAACGUGAUAAUUAACCAUUUACUUAUUAUAUAAUGUACUAAGUAUUUGUUAUCUGGUAGUUUAAUCAAACGCUAGUUUUGAUAUCCUAGCAGUAUCGGUAGACUAGUACUAUUUUCAACUCUCACAAUGCAUAACCAGCCUAGCAAUGAACUUUGCUGAGUACUUUGAUACUAGCGAUAAGGAAGAAAAGUCAUCACUUUAAAAACAUCAUUAUUAAAUUAUCGAGCAGCAGUGGCAUCACAAGUUAUUUGAGUUAGCGAGAACUGUCUUUUUUUGAGCCGAAUUUAGUAGUAUCAUAUAAUGAGCCAAAUUGACUCUUGUUGGAUUAUAUUUCAUUCAGUUCAACUGUUGCGUAAUAUCACUUGUCCAGGUUAGGAGUAACAUAAGGAAGUACUUAGUUUAGCUUUUCUGGUUGUAUUGCAUUUGUGGACUAUAUUAGUCUUCAAAUACUUAUUCUCCAUUUCGCCUAUUAAUGCUCCAGUCUCGCGAAUGUAUUUAUAUUUUGACAGAUUGUUCGAAUUAAGAAGUCCUGUGAGGCUGUAAAAAUAAUAUUGUAACUGCAUACUUCUUAAAAUAUGGUUGAAGUUUACAAGCUGAGAUGCACUCUCUCGGGUCAUAAGAGCGACGUCCGUGCAGUCACUUGUCUUUCAGAUACCAGGAUUGUUUCUGCUUCAAGGGAUUUAACAGCAAGGACAUGGCAUAUUUCCAAAGAAGGUUGCGAUGGCUGUGAAGAUAUGGUUCUUCUCGGGCAUACGAAUUAUGUAUCAGCUGUGUGUUGUCAAGAUUUAGAUAAGGAAUGUCGUAUUCUAACAGGAUCACAUGAUAAACUAAUUCGAGGGUAUAAUUCUAUGUCUCCAGAAGCUCUUUUCACUUUAGAAGGGCAUAAAGAUACAGUGUGUACUUUAGCUGUUGGAAAUCACAAGACCAUAAUUAGUGGUUCUUGGGAUAAAUCAAUCAAAAUAUGGAAGGAAGAAAAGUGUGUUUCUACUCUCACAGGACAUGAAGCAGCAGUAUGGUGUGUACUCGUUAUGUCGGCCGUAAAUAUAACCGGUCAUAUUGAUGAUUUAAUUGUUAUCUCUGGUUCAGCUGAUCAAACUAUACGUAUAUGGUGCCUACGUGGUCUUAAUCAAGAUAUAAGUUCGCCUGACAUAAUUUUAUUAAAUUCUUUAAAUGAACAUAAAGACUGUGUACGUGCCUUGGCACGUAUUGAUGAUUCACGAUUUUUAUCAGCAAGCAAUGAUGCCAGUAUAAGAGCUUGGGAUGCUACUACGGGUAAAUGUAUUGGAGAGUUUUAUGGGCACACAAAUUUUGUUUAUGGAUUGGCUUGUUCACCUAAUUUUCCAAAAUUUGUUUCCUGUGGUGAGGAUAGAAGUAUUCGUGUCUGGCUCUUACCUUCGGCAAGUGAAUGGGCUCCUGAAAAACAUUUUAGUUGCUUUCAAACUAUUCUGUUGCCCUGUCAGUCUGCGUGGUGUGUAGCUAUGGUACCGAAUGGUGAUAUUAUUGUCGGAGGCAGUGAUUCGAUGAUUCGGAUAUUUUCAUGUGAUUCAACAAGACAAGCAUCUUCAGAUAUCUUGAAACUUUAUGAGACAGAAUUAGCCAAUUUUAAGAUUACAGUUCCUAGUUCUUCUGGAGCUGGAGAUUUAGUUUUGAACAAUUUACCGGGAGUUGAGGCUUUAACGAGACCAGGGAAAUCGGAAGGACAGAUCUUGGUCAUUAACGAUAAUGGCCGCUCCGUUUGUUAUCAAUGGUCUUCACAUGAUACUCGGUGGAUUGAAGUUGGUGAUGUUGUGGGAAGUCAACCUUCUAAUCGUCAAGUUCAUGAAGGCAAAGAAUACGAUUUUGUAUUUACGGUUGAUAUUGAUGAUAGCAUGCCUGGGCUUAAACUACCUUACAAUCGUACUGAAGAUCCCUGGUUUGCGGCUCAUUCUUUUAUUCAAAGACAUGAUUUACCUGCUGGUUAUCUAGAUACAGUUGCUAAUUUCAUUAUUCAAAAUGCAGGACCUCCAAUUAAUCCAGUUGUCAGCAAUGAUCUUUCUCACAGUGAUCCCUUUACUGGAGCACAUCGAUAUAUCCCAAAUAGCUUUUCUUCGACGAUAACCAAGUCCACCACAAAUGGAACAUCGGUUUUUACAUCUCAUUUCCCACCCGAUACCUUUAUAUCUAUGAAAUCAAUCAGCCUUGGUCCUUUAAUGACUAAACUAGAGUCGUUCAAUGUCCAAUCACCGAUUCCGUUAAAUAAUGAAUUUUUAGAAGCAUGUAGAAAAUUCAACAUUGAUGAUUGUACUGAAACUGAAGCUGUUCAUCUUACUACUCAUAUUCUAGAUGCAAUAAACAAGUGGACUCCCGAUACAAUAUUCCCCUUAUUGGAUAUUUUACGGUGUUUAGUGUUUUGGCCGAUAUCCAGUGAUAUUAUAUUUGAAACAACAAAUUGGAAUUAUUUAUUGUUAAUUAGUUUUAACAAUCCUGAUUUGUCAAGUGCAAAUUGUUUAUUGAUGUUACGUCUAUUAGUAAACUCUUUAGCUGCAGAUGGUCCAAGAUUUAUUGACACAAUUCAGCGUCAGUCUUUGUCGUCAUCAUCAUCAUCAUCAUCAUCCUUAACAAAUAGUAGUGAUAAGCCGAACGUUGUACCAAAAUCUUUAAUUACUGCUGUUGGAAUAACUGGGAGAUUAGUUGAACUUGUUAAUGAUAAUAAAUUGCAGUUUGUAACGCGUAAACCACAUCAGGUUGCGUUGGCCUGUUUGAUGUAUAAUAUGUCUGUACUUGUUCAUUUGGCGAAACCGUUUUCUAUCGAGCCAAAUAUAUUUCCUCAACUGCGCUUUAUAUCUGGUGUUUGUAUUCGAAUAAGUCUUAAUAUUCUAUCACUUGCCUUGGAUCAUGGUUGUAGUGGUGUUACACAAUUACACCCUGAAGCUGUAAAUCAUUUAUUUGUAUCUAUCGGUACCUGUUUAUUAUCAGUAACUUCAGGAUUAAAUUCAACAGGUGAGCAGUUAAAAACACAACGUAUUCGUAUUCUUGCAUCAGCUAUGAUUGGUUUGAAAGAUUUACCUCAAAGUGUUGAUAACGAUGUAAAUAUUGAUAACAAUGUUGAAGAAUUUACCGCCUGGGAAUCAGUUCGUAAAAUUAUUAAUUAUUGGAUAACAACACCUACAGUUUGUUCUAAUGUACGAGCAUGUGCAUCUCAAUUACUUUCAAUUUUAGAAUAACAGUAUCAAGUGACUAAAAACAAUAUUUGUACUUAUUAAAAAUUUACACUUUUUGCUUAAUAUAACUGUUUUGGAUUGUAAAUUUUAAACACGUUUAAGAAGUAUUCAUAUAGGUGUAUGUGUAUCAUUUUCACUCUAAUGACUUUUCAUUUUUAUAAAGUCUUGUGAAUUUGUUCAUAUUUUAUAGACGCACAUUAUUUUUUGUUGUUGCAUAUUGUUUUUUGUACAAAUAUGUUUUUUUUUCAUUGAUUUUGUGAUGUAGAUACUAAUUGCAUGUGUAGUUUUCUGUUUACAUUAUCAUCUUGCGUCUUGAAACUCUUCAAUGAUUAGUAUACAUAUAUACGGUUAACUCACUUCUACGUAUUGGGUGUCUCGUUCAAUAAAUGUUUCACGUUUAAGCUAAAAAAAUUGACAAAGUAUAGUGAAUUUAUUUUGUAAUUUAGACUAAUAAUUUUCUGUUUGAAUAAAUGCUACAGUCUAAACCCAAAUCGACCUCAUACAGGUUUGUAUGCUGAUUGAGAAACUGCACCCUUUAUAUGUUGGUUAAUUAACUAUACAAUCCACAGUUAAUGCUAAAUCGUAAAGAUCGUACGAAGUUCGUGUGUCUGAUCAGUAUAUUGUGCGAACCAAAGUACGUGAAAUUAUUGAAAUCAGUUAAUAAUUUCUUCGUGUUAACAAAACAUAAGACGGACAGCGUUUAUAUGCAUCUCUACUUAAAUCGAAAUUUAAUACAUAGUUUGUAUCUACGUACAAUAAGCUGAAAGUGAAUUCCUUUCUUACAUUUAUUGUAUUUUCUGUUCAAAUUAUUGUAUUUGAAUUCUGAGUUUCAUUCAUAACUUCUUCCUGAUCACACAGUAGUGAUAAAUGUAAAUUACAAUAUAACCAUUUGGUCUUCAUAGGAUAGGAUCAUACCUACAAAUAGAAUGUGUGUUAUAAUGUUCGAUUGAUAAAAUUUUCUGACAUAAUCC
Messenger RNA from Schistosoma bovis, 5874 nucleotides. The record is from the annotation of a GenBank genome assembly. Lineage: Eukaryota; Metazoa; Platyhelminthes; Trematoda; Strigeidida; Schistosomatidae.